AUGACCCUAACUUCCAUCAACACCGGCCGACACGGGGCGGAGCAACGGGUCAACCGUCUCUUCGUCACUGGGCGCUAUCUCGUCGUGCGAGUGCUGGUCGAUGGUUUUCCACUCUACCUUCACAACGUAUACGCACCUGUCGACCGCCAGAAGAAAUUUCAGUUCUUCUCGGGAUUGGUCACGGAGGAGUUUGAAGACCACGCGACCCAUAUUGUGUCGGGAGAUCUCAAUACUCCCUUGGAUCCUAGGCUUGACUCAUCCACUCCUGACUUGCGCUAUGACCCGGGUCGGUCCAGCUGUCUUGAAUGGAUGGCCAAACUCGGGGUCGUCGUCGCUUGGAGGAUUCACUUUGACACCAAACGAGUUUUUACUGGUCUUCUACCCCGCAAGAACCGUCUGGAUUACAUCUUGAUUUCGGAGUCCUUCUCGAACGAUUUCUAUGGCGAUUCUCGGUAUUUUCUUCCGCAACAUGCUGGUGACCAUCUUGCUCACAAAGCAGAGAUCGUCCGGGACAGACUGCGUUCUGCCUCAAACCCGGGCACGAUAUGGGAAUCUUGGAAGCUAUCCAUCAAGUCUCAGCUUCAGGCGGUCCAGAAGAAGCUUCGCCUCCAAGACACCCAAGCCAUUGCGGCGGCUCGGAUACGUCUUAAUCGCGCCGCGGCCCGGUUUCGCGGAAGUUCGUGUGCUCAGGGUCGUGACCUAUUCGAUGCUGCCAUGCUUUACUACAAGAAGACUGCGACUCGCACCAGCCAGUAUAACCAGGAUGAUGCCUUAGAUUUCCAAGCGGCCAAUUUCGAAAGAUCAACGAAGUAUUUCUUUCGCCCACUGGACACAAGCUUGAGACGUGUUUCCAUUGAAGAAGCCUUGACUCCCGAUGGGUCGCUUUCGACAAAUCCCACGUACAUAUCUCAAAGAUUCCUGGAGCACUGGGUGUCUGAGAUGGGAGAUCCCACCAGUCCGGCUGGCCUGGGUCCUCCUCCACAUGCUGCAUUCCAGCUGACGCUGCUCAACACAGUCGUUCGAUCUGUAUCUUCCCUCGACCUUGACAUCUUGGACGCCCCGGUAACUGCUACGGACUUGGCAGCCGCCAUCCGCCACAUGCGCGCGACUUCGUCACCUGGGAUGGAUGGUCUGACGGCUGGUUUCUACCAGGUCGCUCCUGAUGUUUUCGGAGACUGCCUAAGUAUCGUUUUUAAAGAUCGUCUCCACCGCGGUACGCUCCUUCCGUUCCAGCGGAAGUCAGCAGUUGUUCUGCUUCACAAGAAAGGGUCGCGUGCGGCUCCUGGAAACUACCGCCCGAUUGCUCUUGUACAAGUCGAUGUGAAUAUACUAUCGCCUCCAACAGACCUACUUACAGGCCGGAACGAUGAAGCGUACGCGAUGUUUCUGGAUUUUGAAAUAGCCUUCGAUCGAGUUAACUGGGACUACAUGUUUCGUCUACUCGAGCGCAUGGGCUUUGGGCCGACGUUUACGCGGUGGAUCCGGCUUCUUUACACGGACCCACGGGCCCAUCUGAUGAUCAAUCAGAACAUCCAACCAGCGCUCUUCCCGACACGCAGUGUAAAGCAAAGGGAUCCGUUAUCAUCCCUUCUUUUCAUCUUGACCAUCGAGCCUCUUAGCAAUCUCCUCCGGAAACACUAG
Messenger RNA from Peronospora matthiolae, 1641 nucleotides. Lineage: Eukaryota; Oomycota; Peronosporomycetes; Peronosporales; Peronosporaceae. The record is from the annotation of a GenBank genome assembly.